UACGUUUCUCCGAACCCAGAGACAACCAAGCGUGGUCUCUUUACCGAGUUCUUUCUCGAGAGGAAUUGUCCCGAGGAUGCUGAUCCCAAAUUCGAGCACCUGUUCACCACUCAUCAAAACCUCAUGAGAUUGUUGAUCAACGAUCCUGCUAUGGAUCCAAACCGAGAGCAGACCUUCUCUACACCUGCAAACAGCAAGAACAAGAUGCUCAUAGCAACCGUCAACCCUAAAAGUCCAGGCGGCGAAGCUUGGAUGCUAAUUCUCGACACAACUGGCAGACUAGAGUCCAUGAACCAGUCUGUUGGCUACAACGACGAUGCUGGCAUACAAUUUAGCGCCGAUAUCAAGGCAGAGGCAGAGAAGCUGGACGAUUUGCCU
Aureobasidium vineae is the source of this 378-nucleotide messenger RNA. The record is from the annotation of a GenBank genome assembly. Lineage: Eukaryota; Fungi; Ascomycota; Dothideomycetes; Dothideales; Saccotheciaceae.